AUUGUGCUCUGCACAAGUCGGCAGCUUCCCUUUCAGCGCGCACACACACACACACACACACACACACAAGAGGUUCCUUCCGUCCUCCGUCCUCCGGCAGCCUGUACAGCCGCAGCCAGCAUGUCCAACUCGGACCGGGUGGUGUUAGUCCUAGGAGGAGCGGGCACGGUGGGCUCCGGGGUCGUGAAAGCUCUGCUGGACAAAGGGUUCAAGGUGGCGGUGAUCUCCAGGGACGGCGACCGGCUGGAGCGUCUCCGAUCGUUCGUGUCUCCGAGCUCAACGGACGACCUCACCACGCUGGUGGGGAACGUGGGGUCAGAGGAGGGAGCGGAGGUGGUGAAGCUGGCCCUGCUGGAGGCCGUGGGGAAGGUGACCGACGUGGUGUCUUCUCUGGGCUUCAGCUGGUGGCAGGGGGGCCCCCCACACACCCAGACCCUCAAGGACCUGGACUGGGUGAUGGAGACCUUACUGUUCAGCACCUUCGUGUCCUGGAAGGCCUUCUUCCCCCUGGUGAGGGACGAGCCCAGCUGCACCUACUCCUUCAUCACAGGAGGAGCCGGGGACAAGCUCCUGAUGCCUGGGACCGGCUUCCUGACCGUGGGAGCGGCCAGCAGCUCGGCCUUCUGCCAGGUGCUGAGGGAGGAGUACCCCCAGGUGCCCUGCAGGCUCAACCAGGUGAAGGUCAACGCCGGCGUGGCCACCGCGGAGCGCAUGGCUCCGGGUUACCUGAACCACCUGGAGCUGGGCGAGGCCGUCGCCGCCCUGGUGGAGAGACGCGGCGCCUCCCACGCCGUCUUCGCCGUCAGCUGCCCUGCUGACCUGAAGACGCUCCUCCCCGAGGGGAGCCUCUAGGCUCUGCAGCGGCCUCUGGCUCGCCUGAAACACUCUUCGGUUCCUUCGGUUGCUCCUCCCUCGACUGUGGAACCCUAUCCUAACGGUGAAGCAGCCGCUCGCUCUCUGGCUGCAGCUCCUGUUCCCUCUGCAUGCGUCGUGAAACAGAAUCCAUGGCGAUGCUCUGUAACACUCAUCUUCUCCUCGCUGCUGUAGAACUGGGACUAGGAACGGAUUAUCUCAUUUUAUGUCGUAAAAUAAAACGCCUUCUCUCUAUCUGCUCAAUACUGUAUGCUUGGUAUAAAACUCUUACACAAAACUA
Pseudoliparis swirei is the source of this 1153-nucleotide messenger RNA. RefSeq lists its product as uncharacterized. Gene Ontology annotation, molecular function: 2,4-dienoyl-CoA reductase (NADPH) activity. The record is from RefSeq and is a predicted model, not a curated record. Bases 121 to 852 code for a protein of 243 amino acids. NCBI's taxonomy places the organism in Eukaryota, Metazoa, Chordata, Actinopteri, Perciformes, Liparidae. The transcript is spliced from 6 exons. Gene Ontology annotation, cellular component: mitochondrion. Gene Ontology annotation, biological process: fatty acid beta-oxidation.